GAGAAGGCGCCCGCUUCCGGUCUGGCGUGGGGGGGCUCUUCCGGGUUCUGCCUGAAGGAUGGCGGACAUGGAGGAGCUUUUCGGCAGCGAUGCCGACACCGAGCCAGAACAGAAAGAUUCUGAUUCCGGCUCCGAGUCGGAUUCUGAUCAGGAGAAUGCUGGUUACGUUAGUAAUAUUUCUGCUAGUGAGAGCGAAAGAGAAGACGAUCGGGAGGCUUUGAAACCCAGUAAUAAAGAAUUAUUUGGUGAAGACAGUGAAGAUGAUGGUGCUUCUCAUCAUAGUGGUAGUGACAACCGAUCAGAAAAAUCCUACAAUCACUCUGAAGGCUCAGGACACUCUGAAGCUGAGGAUCAUGAACAGUCAGAUGUUGACCAGCACAGUGGUUCAGAAGCUGGUCAUGAUGAUGAAGAAGAUGAGGACCACAGGUCGGAGGAUGGCAGCCAUCACUCGGAGGUAGAAGGAUCUGAGAAAGCCCACUCGGAAGAUGAGAAAUGGGGAAGGGAAGACAAAAGCGAUCAAUCAGACGACGAUGAAAAGCUCCAGAACUCGGAAGACGAAGAGCGGCUGCAACAUUCAGAUGAUGAAGAGAAGAACUCUGAUGAUGAGGAGAGAGCUCCCAUUUCAGACAGUAAAGAGAGGCUGCAAAAUUCUGACGAGGAGAAAAUGCACAUUUCAGAUGAGGAGGAGAGGCCACAGGUCUCUGACGAGGAAAAGCUACAGAAUUCAGAUGAAGAUGAAAGACCCCGGAAUUCGGAUGAAGAGAACGCUCAAAAUUCAGAUGAUGAUGAUGAUGACGAUGAAAGGCCACAGCAUUCUGAUGAGGAAAAGAUGCAGAACUCAGAGGAUGAGAGACCCCAGCAUUCUGAAGAUGAGCACAGGCUUUCAGAGGAUGAGGAGGAACAUGAACAUAAAUCUGAGUCUGCAAGAGGCAGUGACAGUGACGAUGAGGUUCCACAGAUGAAGCGCAAGAAACAAAUAGCAUCAGAUUCUGAAAUGGAGAGUGAUGCAGAAGGACAAAAAGAUAACAGGGAUGCCAUGGAUCUUUUUGGAGGGGCAGAUGACAUAUCUUCAGGGAGUGAUGGGGAAGACAAGCCUCCAACUCCUGGGCAGCCUAUUGAUGAAAAUGGACUGAAUGAGGAUCAGCAGGAGGAGGAACCUAUUCCAGAAACACGAAUAGAAGUAGAAAUUCCAAAAGUAAAUACAGAUUUGGGAAAUGAUUUGUACUUUGUGAAGCUUCCCAAUUUCCUCAGUGUGGAACCCAGACCUUUUGAUCCUCAGUAUUAUGAAGAUGAAUUUGAAGAUGAAGAGAUGCUUGAUGAAGAAGGCAGAACAAGGUUAAAACUGAAGGUAGAGAACACGAUACGCUGGAGAACUCGCAGAGAUGAUGAAGGGAACGAGGUUCGUGAAAGCAAUGCACGGAUAGUCAAGUGGUCUGAUGGGAGCAUGUCACUGCAUUUGGGGAAUGAAGUGUUUGAUGUGUACAAAGCACCAUUGCAAGGGGACCACAACCAUCUCUUCAUCAGACAGGGAACAGGUCUGCAGGGGCAAGCAGUGUUCAAAACUAAACUCACCUUUAGGCCUCACUCAACAGACAGCGCCACACACAGGAAAAUGACUCUCUCCCUUGCAGACAGAUGUUCAAAGACACAAAAAAUUCGUAUUUUGCCAAUGGCUGGCCGUGACCCAGAGUCCCAACGUACAGAAAUGAUUAAGAAAGAGGAGGAGAGGCUGCGAGCAUCUAUUCGCAGAGAGUCCCAGCAGAGGCGAAUGCGGGAGAAGCAGCAUCAGCGGGGCCUGAGUGCCAGCUACUUGGAGCCAGAUCGCUAUGAUGAUGAGGAUGAAGGCGAGGAGGCCAUCAGCCUGGCAGCCAUCAAGAACCGAUACAAAGGUGGAAUCAGAGAGGAGCGUUCUCGAAUAUAUUCUUCAGACAGCGAUGAAGGCUCAGAUGAAGAUAAAACACAGAGAUUGCUUAAGGCAAAGAAACUCAACAGUGAUGAGGAGGGGGAACCUUCCGGGAAGAGGAAAGCAGAGGAUGAUGACAAGGCAAGCAAGAAGCAUAAGAAGUAUGUGAUCAGUGAUGAGGAAGAUGAAGAUGAAGAUGCAUAAUUCAUACUCUGCAUACGCUGAAACUUGAAAAUAGGAUUUUUUGAAAAUAUAUAUAUAGACUGUUUCUUCUGCAAACAAGAUGUAGGUAAAUCCCAGCAGGUUUAUUUUGUUUGGGGGAGAAGGUUGGACAAAAGAAACAAUAUCUGUAAUUUUAAAGUGAAUAAAACUCCUUGUUGGAUUUUUUAAAAUUUA
Messenger RNA from Sceloporus undulatus (fence lizard), 2299 nucleotides. RefSeq names its product LEO1 homolog, Paf1/RNA polymerase II complex component (gene LEO1). Bases 59 to 2107 code for a protein of 682 amino acids. NCBI's taxonomy places the organism in Eukaryota, Metazoa, Chordata, Lepidosauria, Squamata, Phrynosomatidae. Gene Ontology annotation, cellular component: nucleus; Cdc73/Paf1 complex. The transcript is spliced from 12 exons. Gene Ontology annotation, molecular function: RNA polymerase II C-terminal domain phosphoserine binding. The record is from RefSeq and is a predicted model, not a curated record. Gene Ontology annotation, biological process: transcription elongation by RNA polymerase II; positive regulation of transcription elongation by RNA polymerase II.